CUCCUUAAAAUUAUUUUGAUUAUUAUAAAUAAGGAAAUGUUUUAAAAUUUCGACCAGCUGGAGAGUCGACGUAACUGUGUCAAGAGUCUUUAUAUUAUAAAUCCGCCCUUGGGUGGAACAAUGUCAAUAUGGUAAUAUGUCUUUCGUACCAACUUUUAUUUGUAAAAAUCUUUGAAUUCUUGAAAUCGUGAGAACGUGCGUGCCGUUUGGUCUUUGGUUGUCAUCAGAGCUUAUCUUUAUAUAUAAUCCAUUUAUUUUGAGUGGAUGGUGAAUGUUUAAAGGUGUCAUAUUUCACCAUCGAAUUUUAAUCAAGACAAUUCUGAGAUUACGAAAUUCCUGUGGCACGAUCAUUGUAUAAAAUAAGAUUGUAAAAUAUCAUAAUGACGCUAGUUCAAAACUUACAAAAAUGGAAAGAGGCCGUGGAAUCAUACAAUUCAGGCGACUUCGAAACAUCGUUGAGUAGAUUCAGAGAAAUGAACGAUUCAACAGCAAAAAUUUUAUUCAACAUUGGUCGGACAUACAUAUCACUUUGUGAUUUACAAGCAGCUUUAUUGUCAUUUCAAGAUGUCAUAAAGAAAGAUGCUCACAUGGCUAUAGGACAUUUUAUGUUGGGAGUUGUCAAUCUUAUGUGUACCAGUUAUGCAGAUGCAUUAGUGAAUUUUAAUGAAACAUUGAGGAAGCUAAGAGAUGGCAAAUUUAUUGACUACAGACAACUUGGCUUAAGAUAUAAACUUUACAAGUGUGAGGUUCUUUUGAAUCGAGCUGUUUGCCUCUCAAGUCUUGGAUAUGAGGACAGUGCUGUUGAAGAUCUUUUACUUGCUUUGCAAUGCAAGGUUGAACCACGGCAUAACAUUGUAGAUAUUAGUUUAACAAACUUAAAGAAUGGCCAAGCACUUGAAUUUAUUGUGAUGGAUGCCAUUUUUCAACCUCCAAAAUCAAAAACUGCAAACUUAGAAAAGCGGGAUUAUCUUGGAAAAUCGCAGGUUGUUGUUGACUUCGACAAUUAUGAGAAAAUGGAAUCUCCUUUAGCAUUGCGCGGACGUGUAACACCGAAAGGAUCACCAACGUUGCCAACGAAAGUGACGGAGAUUGGCGAACUCUACCGAGUAUUGUACGACUUCAUAGCACAAAAUGAACACGAAGUGUCGGUCAAGGCCGGUGAAAUCAUCCGAAUUGUGGAAACUGCGGACGAUGGAUGGUUUACAAUGAUCACCAAUGAUUCACGAAAGCGAGGCUUGGUCCCAGGCUCUUACGUCGAAAGACACGACAACGGCACUGAGGAUGUAACUUCUCGUGAAGCUCUUCUUAAAGAUUUAAGAAAAAAAGAAGCUAGAUUAUCUUUACGAAGAGUCCAGCCUCCAAUAAAAUCAGAUCAAAAGACACCCUCGGAUCUGAAAUCUGCAACGCCAAAUAAAAAUCAAAACAAUGGACACGUCUAUGUUAAUGGCUUUGCCAUGUCUGCCCCGAAAGAAAGACCAAAGUCGCUUGAUCCAGGAAAACUUGGGAGACCUUCUAAAUCUUCGCCAAAAGCUGAGCCAAAGCUUCAUGCAGGACCUCCAAAAUUUCGACGGAAAAAUUCUCUUGAAAAUCUGCUUUCUAGCAAUCGUAAUUCAAAAGAAUCGCCUGUUUUAGGUAAGAGAAUAUCAGAAGUAAAAAAAAACGUUGAAAUUGACACAACUGACGAUGAUGAUAAUGAAUAUGAGGAAGUGCCUGAUAUUCCGGAAGUAACUCCUUACGCAGUAGCAGCAGUACGUGAUGUUGUCGGUGAUUCACGACGUCUCACGGUAUAUUCCGAUCGAAAGGCACCCCGACGACCUGCUCCUCCACCAAAGGUUGUAACAACCAUGAAACCACCCCCUUUACCUCGUGCUCAACGCAAGAAUACAACUGAACGAAGUCGAGCAAAAUCUGCUCCACCUGAUCCUCCACAGAGACCAGUUAAGAUUCCGAAACUACCUCAAAACUCCCCAACUGUACCUAGAUCUCCCCGAUAUCAUCGAAAAGAAAAUCUUCCAAAAGAGGAAAAAGAAGUUUCGCUGAACUUAACCAUUACGACGCAAGUGAGGAUUAAACAGUCUACAACAGCUGAAGAUAUUAAAAAUUCUGCCAAAGACGCCGUUCAGCGUUUAGUUGCGUCAAAUUUAUGGUGUGAAAAGGCUGGAAAACAAAUCCGACUUGACGACCUUAAAACAUCAAGCAUUUUGGAGCUUGUAAAGGAUGGUACUUUGAGUAUUUCAUGUAAUCCAUAAUAUUUUCAUCAGAUAUUGGUAUUUAAAAUAUCCAUGGAAGCAGUUGAAA
Xenia sp. Carnegie-2017 is the source of this 2298-nucleotide messenger RNA. Its product is annotated as neutrophil cytosol factor 2-like. Bases 381 to 2249 code for a protein of 622 amino acids. Gene Ontology annotation, biological process: superoxide anion generation. NCBI's taxonomy places the organism in Eukaryota, Metazoa, Cnidaria, Anthozoa, Malacalcyonacea, Xeniidae. The transcript is spliced from 11 exons. The record is from RefSeq and is a predicted model, not a curated record. Gene Ontology annotation, molecular function: protein binding; superoxide-generating NADPH oxidase activator activity.